This is a messenger RNA of Lactuca sativa (garden lettuce), 1231 nucleotides long. Its product is annotated as Carbohydrate-binding X8 domain superfamily protein. Lineage: Eukaryota; Viridiplantae; Streptophyta; Magnoliopsida; Asterales; Asteraceae. The record is from RefSeq and is a predicted model, not a curated record.
CUUACAUACCCAUUUCCACCACCAUCUCCCCAAGUAUCCAACCUCCAUCUCCCCCCAUUUCUCACUCAUAUAUAUACACACACAAAUUAAUACACGUAUACAUAAUUACAUAAGCGUAUGUAUGUAUACACAACACUCAUAAACAUGAACACGAACAACAUGUUACUACUAUGUCUCUAUGCUAUAAUGUUGGUUGAUUAUGCAUAUGUGUUUGCAGAUACAGAUAUAGAUGGAUAUCAUAUCGUUAAUCAUGAUGAUCUACCAUUGCCACCUGUCGAUCCACUUACUCCGGUUUUACCCGAGGCAUAUUGCUCAAGCCCCCCUGGUUUUUCACCACCUUCCUCCACCACUCUGCCACCUGCCAUCGGAUCUUACACCCCAUCACCACCCGCCACAUCAUCUUCCUCCUACCCUACACCACCUUUCUCUUUCUCCACACCACCCACCACCACCAGCACCCCAGGCUCACCUGCCACCUAUCAACCCACUCCUAGCGGAUCUUCCAACCCACCCGCCACCUAUCAACCCACCCCUAGAGGAUCUUCCAAUCCACCCGCCACCUACGAACCCACCCCUAGCGGAUCUUACAACAAUCCACCUUCCGGCUCAAACGAACCAAGCCCACCGACUUUCACAUUUCCGUCUCCUACAGGGUUCAUACCAGCACCACCACUUUUUGAACCGCCAAUUGUGUACCCACCUCCGACACGAUCACCGCCAGCUCAUAGUUCGCCGGAAUCCGCCCUGUGGUGUGUAGCUAAACCGUCUGUACCAGAUCCGAUCAUCCAAGAAGCUAUGAAUUACGCGUGUGGUUCAGGGGCGGAUUGUGAGUCAUUGCAACCAAAUGGUGAAUGUUUUCAACCGGAUACAUUGUUUGCACAUGCUUCUUAUGCGUUUAAUAGCUACUGGCAAAGAACAAAAGUUGCCGGAGGCACCUGUGAAUUUGGCGGCUCAGCCAUGCUUGUCACCGCUGAUCCAAGUUAUGACGGCUGCCAUUUCAUCUACUUCUAAUGGGUUUUCUUUUACAUGAUUAGAGACAGCUUUUUGUAAGUAUAACUAAUCAAAAUAGAGAUAGAAUAUGUUCGUAUCUCAAGAAUUUCUAUGUUUGAAAUAAAUGCAAUGGAAGUUGUGAGGAUUCAAGAAAUAGAUUAACAGUAACAUUCGGUGUAAUACUCAAAUGACAUCAAAAUACAUGUUUCAUUUUGUGCUCAAUGAUACAAAUAAUUAUCUA